AUGAAUCUUGGGUGCUUGGACUUGGGAUGCAUCUCUGUGUUAGACAAGCACAGCAGCGACACUGCUCUUGACUCUGGUAUAAACGAAUGUCAUUCGAAUGAGAAGUUUUCUUCUGGUUCUAAGCCUGGAAAGAAUAAAUCGCCAAAAGGGACUUGCCAAUCAGCAUUGACUGCUGUAAACAAAUUUAAAUCCCAAAUUAAGAAGCCUUCUCACCGUAAGAAUUCUCCCACCAACUGGUUCCCGCGAAAGAAGGGGGACUCCUACUUGCAGAGGAAAAUCAAAAUGCUGCAGGAAUUGGAUGGAAUGAAUAUGACUCUUGAUGAAGCGCUUGGUGAUUCAAAUCCACAUUAUUCAAGAGUACUGAGGGAGAAAAUUGCAGCAAGAGAGGCUGCAGACAAAGCAGUGGAGGCUCGAAAAGCUGCACUGGUGGAAGCAUCUUGGUGUAGGAUACUUAAAGCAGCCAGGAUCCAAAGCAAAGAAGCAGAAGAGCUGCUGCUUAAAGCAGAAAAAACUGCAGCCGAAGCUUUUGAAGCGGCAAAAGUUAUGGAAGUAAUCAUGUUUGAUAUACCAAAUAGUCAGAUCCCCUGUCAAGUUCAAACAUGUACUGUUAAUGGAGGGGGAUCUUCUGCUCAUACGGUCACAGCAUCUUUUGCAACUGUAUUUGAGGUCGAUAAACAAGUAGCUGCAGCAGUCAAAACUGCAUUUACCAGACUUGCAAACUGUCCUACUUUUAACAAAGAAGAGUUCAAAGAUCUGCUGCGAAAAAUCAGUCAGAAUCCUGAUAUGGAUGAUAGUAAUUCUGAAUUCUCCGAGUGUGAAUCAGAGUCUAGGUCAGAAUUUGAACUGAUAUCUCGAGACAUGGAUUGUAAGUUGCCCAGUCCCGGGACAAAACUAGGGAAAUAUAAGAGGAGACAGUCUUUGGACAAGUUGAAUAUGAACAAGCUUGUGGAUGUGAUGCUUGAGAGGCUUAGAUAUUUGAAUGAAGAUGAACUUUCUUCAUUGGCAACUAUUGUUGCUACAUGUGGUUUAAAUGCUGCCUUAGCAGAAGUAGAAAACAGUAAGGUGCAUGAUCCAGGCUCUGCUGCUGAUACCUUGAGUCAAGCUCUUAACCGUCCUCAAAGAAUGUCUUCUGUUGGUUCAGGAAGAAUGAAAAAGAACGAGGUUCAUUUGGAAGUCCCAAGUCUAGACAAGUUCUUGGUCAAGCACAUGUCAAAACUUGAAAGAGAGGUGCAAGAAGCUAAGGAUAGGAGGAGGAAUGAGCUCAAGGAUGGGAAUCGAGAGAACACAGAAAAAAUUGGUGAUGGUAAGAAGACUUCAUCAGAGAGUAUUCCUGAUCUCGGAAGUAUUCUUGUGAAGCAUUCCUCAAAUUUAGAGAAAGAGAUUGAAGAGGCAAAGAAGAAAUCGAGAAAAAGUUUCGAAAUUAUUUCAAAGAAACCAGUCAGUGACUUCACUAAAUCCGAGGGCAUUUCUGACCUGGGAAGUAUAUUAAUUAAGCAUCAGUCAAAGCUUGAAAAGGAAGUUCUAGAGACAAGAAAAAACUCAGGAAGAACAUUUGACAUGGAUGGCAAGGAACUUGGAAGAGCACCAAAUGGUCAAAGAAAAGAUGUUCCAGAAGUUCCAAGCCUGGAUAAAUUUCUUGUAAAACAUGUAUCAAGACUAGAAAAAGAGGUUCACGAAGCAAAGAACAUGAAGAAAAAUGAAAUAGUUGAAGAAGGCAGACUAGAGAAGGAAAAUGCGGACUUGAAUAAAGAAGAAGAUAGACUGGAAAAGCAGAAAACACGAGCAUUGCCAUUGGACAGAGUUCUGGUCAAGCAUGUCUCUAGACUAGAGAACGAGAAAAUUGCAUCGAGUCUAAACCGAGAAGAGAUGAAUGUGAAACGAAGUGGCAGAAGAGCGCAUUUGCAGGCGAAUGAAGAUGGUGGUCUGGACCAAAUUUUGGUUAAACACAAAUCAAGGCUUGAAAGAGAGAAGAUGGCUUCUGCUCAGCAAUCUGGAGAAGUGCCAUCUAGACUUUCCGUAUCUCGUAGAGAAGCAAGGGAGAGAGAGUUGCAAGAAGCAUGGGGAGGCUUAAGUUUAGGAAACUCCAUCCGCCCACAUCUUUCCAAACUUGAAAGGGAAAAGGCAAGUUCUCAAAAAUUUUUGAGCUUUUACCUUUCCUGGGGUUUGUUUUUUGCAGUCUUGUUGAACUUUUUCAUGUUGGUUCUUCCUUAUUUCAGGCGGCUUGGAUUAAAGCUGAAGAGGAGGCAAGAAGGCGAGUGGCGGAGGAAGUGUAAAUUCUUUCAGCCAUAUCCCAAUGCUUGUUGGCAGAUUCUCUCUUGA
This is a messenger RNA of Dovyalis caffra, 2319 nucleotides long. NCBI's taxonomy places the organism in Eukaryota, Viridiplantae, Streptophyta, Magnoliopsida, Malpighiales, Salicaceae. The record is from the annotation of a GenBank genome assembly.